AUGGCAAUCCCUAAUAUUGUUCGGUCUUGGCUCUAUCAAGGUUUUCAAAUUCCAUCUAUUCUAUUCGGUGUCGUUAUUCUCUAUUACUUGCUCAUGGAUCGAGCACUUCGAAAUGCACUUAACAAUCAUGUUAUUAUUGCCAUGGUCUCUGUUGGUCUUAUCUUGCAAUUUUUCGAUGUUACGGCGCUCACUUACAUCACGCGUACCGGUACUGAAUUAGUAUCCACAAAAGCUUUUUGUCUUGCCUGGGUGUCCAUUCGUUCCAUUGGGUUUCCAGGAGUAAUAAAUCUGGUGGCUUGGGCAUCGAUUGAACGUCAUAUUCUUAUCUUUCAUGCAAAUUUGGUUCGUACAAAAACAAAGCGAUUUUUUUUUCAUUAUCUUCCGUUGGUCAUUUGCAUGAUGAUUCCUGGCGUAUUUUAUAUUACUAUGUACUUCAUUGUACCUUGUUCUAUUACAAUGGAUUACACAAAAGCAUAUUGUGGUUAUUAUUCUUGUGUCACUGUUAAUCCAUCAGUCGCAUUGUAUGAUGCCAUAGUGAAUUACUUGAUUUCUCCAUUUAUCAUUGUAAUAUUCAGUGUGGCUCUUAUUAUACGUGUACUGGUUAGCAAAUGCCGCGCUCGUCAACGAAUUCAAUGGCGUAAUUACAGAAAAAUGGCCAUCCAAUUAUUAUCAAUAUCUUUCCUCUAUAUCGUUCUGUACUGUCCACCAAUUUUCUUAUAUGUUGCUUAUUUGGCUGGCUUAAAACAAAUUGCAGCUAUCAGUUACUAUUCUGAUAGCAACUAUUUUGGUUACUAUGCUAUAACGCUCACUCCUUUUAUAUGUGCUCUCUCAUUGCCUGAACUUCGAAUGAAAUUUAAAAUAUGUUUUCCAUGCUGCCGAAGACGUCGCCCUGCUAUUGGUCCACAAGCAUUGAUGAUGACUCGUCCAACAGCUGGUCCAACAGCCGCAAUAGCAGCAAUUGCUCAAUAA
This is a messenger RNA of Adineta steineri, 969 nucleotides long. Lineage: Eukaryota; Metazoa; Rotifera; Eurotatoria; Adinetida; Adinetidae. The record is from the annotation of a GenBank genome assembly.